Molecule: messenger RNA, 1002 nt
Organism: Vicia villosa (hairy vetch)
Lineage: Eukaryota; Viridiplantae; Streptophyta; Magnoliopsida; Fabales; Fabaceae
Product: myb-related protein 330-like
Exons: 3
Coding region: 103-753 (216 amino acids)
Source: RefSeq, a predicted model, not a curated record
GACAUUUGUCAUGGUAACCACUCUCACAAUUGUACUCUCUUUCUCUCUUCCCAUAUACAAUUUUUAGCAUUUUCUAUGCUUUAAGCUAAAAAAUAACUAACAAUGAGAAAGCCUUGUUGUGACAAAGAGAACAUCAAUAAAGGUGCUUGGUCUAAGCAAGAAGAUCAAAAGCUUAUUGAUUAUAUACAAGUUCAUGGUGAAGGAUGUUGGGGUUCCAUUCCUAAAGCUGCUGGGUUGCAUCGUUGUGGCAAAAGUUGUAGACUACGAUGGUUAAACUACUUACGACCAGAUAUCAAACGUGGAGUCUUUGCACAAGAUGAAGAAGACCUCGUCAUUAAACUCCAUGCCCUCCUUGGCAAUCGGUGGGCACUCAUAGCUGGAAGAUUGCCUGGACGUACAGAUAAUGAGGUGAAGAACUAUUGGAACUCUCAUAUUCGUAGGAAGCUAAUAAAAAUGGGAAUUGAUCCAAAUAAUCACAAGUUACACAAAGGUUUUCCUAGUAUUAGUCCUCAUGUUUCAACUGCUGGCACAUCAUCAUGUGAUGAGUCCAUGAACAAAGAUAUCGAUAAUAAUGCUAAACUCAUCUCCUUCGACAAAUUGUGCGAUGCACUCGCUAAUAAGAGUGUUGUUUCUGUCACAAGGAAAGAAGCUUCUUCAACAAUUGAUUCUUCGUCCUCUUUGAAUCUUGACUUAACCAUUGCUUUACCUUCAAAUGAUUGUGAGUCUCAGAAGACUAUUGAUCUUAAUUGUUAAUAUAUAUACACUCACUUCAUGGUGUUUUGUAUGACAAUAUAUAAUAAUAUAGUAGUAUCAUAGGAGUAUUAUGCAAAAAGAUAAAUAAAGAAUUACAUGGCAGGAUUAAUUUGAUUCUAGAAAAAUUGAUUAAUUGUGCUUGUGUAAUGAAAUUGGAGAGAUUUUUCUUUUCUCCAAAUUAAGAUCUCAAUGCAUGGGAGAUAUAUGUAUAAUUAAGAUCUCAGGAUGUGAUUGGAAAUAUUUCAAAGU